AUGUCCAGUGCUUCCUCAUACCCUGCACUCAAGGAGAGACCCAUCAAGGAGGCCCUUGUCCUAUUUGAUGUCGAUGGCACCUUGACGCCCGCGAGGCAACACGUCUCUGGAGAGAUGAUUGCCAUGCUGCAUGCACUGCGCCAGCAAGUCGCUAUUGGCUUUGUCGGUGGCUCUGACCUGCCGAAACAGCAGGAGCAACUUGCAUCAGGCGACGUGAAGGUGACGGAUCUAUUCGACUAUGCAUUCGCUGAAAACGGAUUGACUGCCUACCGGCAAGGUCAGCAAAUGGCUUCUCAGUCCUUCAUCUCUUGGAUUGGCGAGGCCAAGUACAAGCAGCUGGUCAAGUUUAUCCUGCACUACAUCGCUGAUCUCGAGCUGCCCGUGAUGCGCGGUACAUUCAUUGAAUUUCGCAAUGGUAUGAUCAACGUUUCGCCUAUUGGAAGGAAUGCAUCCAUCCAGGAGAGGCAUGACUUUGAGGCAUACGACAAGGAGCACCAUAUUCGGCGCGAUAUGGUGGCUGCAUUGAAGAAGCAAUUCUCUGACUUGUCAGUGACCUACUCGAUCGGCGGUCAAAUCUCCUUUGAUGUCUUCCCCACAGGCUGGGAUAAGACAUACUGUCUGCAGCAUGUUGAGAAGGAUGGGUGGAAGGAGAUUCACUUCUUUGGUGACAAGACGUAUGAGGGAGGGAAUGACUAUGAGAUUUACAACGACAAACGGGUCAUUGGCCAUUCUGUGACGAAGCCCGAGGAUACGAUGGAGAUCCUGAAGGAACUCUUCUUGAAAUAG
Protomyces lactucae-debilis is the source of this 786-nucleotide messenger RNA. Its product is annotated as eukaryotic phosphomannomutase. The record is from RefSeq and is a predicted model, not a curated record. Gene Ontology annotation, biological process: protein N-linked glycosylation; GDP-mannose biosynthetic process; mannose metabolic process. Bases 1 to 786 code for a protein of 261 amino acids. The transcript is spliced from 2 exons. Gene Ontology annotation, molecular function: phosphomannomutase activity. Gene Ontology annotation, cellular component: cytosol. Lineage: Eukaryota; Fungi; Ascomycota; Taphrinomycetes; Taphrinales; Protomycetaceae.